Spirodela intermedia is the source of this 1151-nucleotide messenger RNA. The record is from the annotation of a GenBank genome assembly. Lineage: Eukaryota; Viridiplantae; Streptophyta; Magnoliopsida; Alismatales; Araceae.
AUGGGGUUUGAUUACUCCUUUCUCGCCUCCCUGCUUCUCUUCUCUGCCGUCGUAGCAGAGGGAGUCACCGCUCGCCGUCCCGAUCAGCCCCAGGUGCCGCUCUGCCUCUCUCUCUCUCUCUCUCUCUCUCUCCUCCGACGUCGGUCUCGCCCGGCAAACCCUAGCUGUCUCUCUCGUCGGAAGAUCCGCUUCAUUUUCUCGAAAACUGUCGUCACUCUCAAUCUGUCGUUCUUCGGGGAAGAGUGAUUCUCUUGAUUCGCGCCGCACAUGAUCUUUCGUCGUCGCCGACCGAUCCACGUCCAGAUCUCAGAUGUUCACCUCUCUCGCAGGUGGAGUGCAGCAGAUCCUGCGUCGCUCUGAACUGCAACUGUAAGUCUCGUCUGCUUGAAGCUCUCCCUCAGUUUUCUAACGUUAGCGAUCGAGCAGAACUGAAACGAUGAUUCUCGUCUGGUCCCUGAAGCGAUCGGUAUCCGAUACGGCAAGUUCUGCGGCGUCGGAUGGACGGGAUGCCCCGGCGAGAACCCCUGCGACGAACUAGACGCCUGCUGUAAGGUCCACGACGAGUGCGUCGACAAGAGCGGUAAGCCCGUCGGCUCGGCGCGUUCUCAUCGUCCCGCGCCGCAGCGAGAUUAUGCUUCGCCUCCGUUCAUCUGUACACUCUUCAGCUCGAUCUUCCAUCCUCCCGUUCCUGAUUUCUUGGAGCAGUCCUUAUUCGAGACAUUCCUGAAUUUUUCUUUUUUAUAAAAUUAUCUGAUUCUCUGUGGUCAGAUUCAUCCGUUGACUGAUAGAUCCAUGGAUUAUCGUAGAAUUUCGGAAGUAAAAUAUUGAUCAAUAUGGAAUCAGGAGAAAUAAAUAAAGUUAAGAAACUGACUUUCCGCUUUCGUAUCAUGAUCGCUCAUCAGACGGAAGCAAGCGAGGACCAGCUGGGCUCCAUUCCGUUGACUUCCACUCAUUUCUUGCUGGAUCCUUCAGGAAUGGCGAGCGUGAAGUGCCAUGAAAGCUUCAAGAGAUGCAUCAAGCGGACAAGGAAAACUGGGAAGGCGGGAUUCUCCAGGGAGUGCCCCUACGAAGUGGCCAUGCCCACCAUGAUUCAAGGGAUGGACAUGGCCAUCCUCUUCAGCCAGCUUGGUAGCUCCAAGUACGACUUAUAG